CUCCUCCUUUCAUUCGACCGCCCACAACUGCUCACACUUCCGUCGCGCUCCGCUCGAAUUAUACUGGCCCAGCAGCAAGACGUUCUCGAGCCAUAAAAACCCUCCAGUGGCGUACUACUCCUCAUGCCUUUUGCACCCGUUUUCUUCCGUGGAGGCUGAACAUAGUCAGAAAGUUUCGUUCGAUGCCGCAUUUAUGGAGUAGAAUAUUUAAGUGACCCUUGAAGUGCAAUUAAUCGCUCCAGUGCUGCCUUGUCCCUCGAAUCCGAAUUGAAACCAAUUCUCAAGCAAUGUUGUGCUGGGGGAUCUCUCAUCAUGAUCGCGAAGAGAGUGUCUUUGUUGGUGUUGGAUUGCUUUGAAAGCAUUGGAUGUAGAAGGGUUCAAAACCGUCAGGCCGACUCUGGAAUUUCGAGGAUAACUAAAAGAACAACUUACCAAAGAUCUGCUUUAUGCCACCCAUCCCCUCCAGCAGGCGUAGCGUCGGGCAUUGUUCCCCGUUCUAGAGGCUCCGUUCGCUGGGAUGAGACAAACAAAUAUGGGUUCGUUGCUGGAAGACUUCGUGUGCUGCGACCACCUUUGUGCCUUCUGGUAACAUCUUUUUCUAUUCCUUGGACUUUCUUCACCCAACGCCUUUCAACAAACUUCUUGUUUCAAGCUACGGGUUAUCUUGCCAUCCAUGCUUGCCGAAGGCAAUUCCUUCCAAACCAACGAUGUCUAUGCAAAUUUACUCCAACCCCUUUACUCCCUUUUUAUACGUUUAUCCGGCCUCCAGCUCCAGGGUCCGCGGGAUAGCCAUGGCAGUACACCACUUGAAGUCUCAUGCUUAACUUUCAUGGAUAGUACCACGGGCGCCUGUAUGUCGUGAUGUCAAACCGCUUACGUAGCGGUUGAAGAAAAUCUCCACGGCACAUGUCCGAGUUUAGCACACAUAUACCCCACUUUUUGUGGUCAGGGACAGUGCCUUUGUUAGACAACCCUUGUCAACUACACUAGUCUGUCGAUCAACCCUCCGAAGCGUAACGGUGAUGUCUCGCCGAGUGUUCGCGCUUCGGGCGUUGGUGCUGAUCUCUCUCGGCGACUGGUGUCCGUAUCUGAUAUUUCUGACCCCUAUGCUUCUCUCUUUGUUUGCUCGGUGCCUGUCGUAGCUAAUACCAAAUUGUAUUAUACUCAUCAUUUGAGACGCUCGGUAACC
Molecule: messenger RNA, 1189 nt
Organism: Marasmius oreades (fairy-ring Marasmius)
Lineage: Eukaryota; Fungi; Basidiomycota; Agaricomycetes; Agaricales; Marasmiaceae
Exons: 5
Coding region: 313-789 (158 amino acids)
Source: RefSeq, a predicted model, not a curated record